UAGAUCUAGAUCUAUAUACCCUAUAUGUGUGUUUACUUUAUAUACCAAAAAAGGUGUUUAAUUUCAUGCUGCACAACAUGUAUAUAUUUAGCCAAUUGUACUAUGUUAGAAAUGAAUACGCAAUGAAUGGGUGGGCAUGUGACCAGGAAUCUGAUCUGUCCCUUAUGGAUAUGAAUAUACUGAAGUGAUUGUUUGUGCUUUUUGUUCAGUUCAACCAUUGGGAUGAUAAUGGCUUCAGCUCUGUUAUUAGGGCUCAUACUAGUCUGCACUGGGAUAACAGAUGGUGCUAUCACUAACUUUACAUGCACUGAUGGGCCAGUAUGUGCAAGGGAUAGAAUAGAAUGCAGCUGCACAUCAAAUAGUGGUAUUCUAGACUGGUUCAUAAGUUAUCGUCACAUAGACCAUGUAAUGUGGAACCAAAUCCUAAGUGUUCUAUUCAAUAAAGCUACAACAAAUGAAGAAUAUCAUUAUGGUUAUAAUUUCACAUUUAAUACAACUUAUACAGGCCUGAACACUUCAAUACUGACCUUUAAUCUUAAUCAGUCUGAGAGUGUACAUAUUGAGUGUGCAAAUGGAAAUGUGACUGAUAAAAUGAACACAACAGUUACUGAUUCAGGUUAUUAUGCAAAAGCACCGACAAACUUAACAACAACCUUCAAUGCAAGUGGAGUUACUUUAGCAUGGAAGGACACUGGGAAUAACUGUACUUCUACUGUGUAUCAAGUGACUGUUAGUUGUUCAUGUACAUCAACCAGUGUAUUGAUGUAUAAUACUAGCAAAACAGCUAUACAUAUAAACUCAAGCGACUUAUUAGAAAAUGUAACCUAUACAUACACUGUUAGAGGGUGGAAUGAACAGGAAAGUAACAUCAGUGAACCAUUCACACUUGCUCCUGUUGAAGUGAUGAGUGUUACAAUAAACAUAACUAAUACUACUGAUCCUUGUAAAAAUAAUAUUUGCUGUGUCAAUGCUACACUGAAUAUAAUACUGGAAUCAUUAGACACAUGCUUUAAGCAUCCAAAUCAGUACUAUAGCAUAUCAUAUAAUCCCAGUACUGGACAUAUACCUGUAUCAUUUAAAAUAAAUGAAACAGAAUUUGGAAAAUCAAGACUAAAAUUCAAUGAGACCUAUUGCUUAGUCACACCAACAAAGCCAAUAAGAGAUGAUGAAUAUGAUGCACAAUACAGCAUAGGAAAAACUGGUUUG
Molecule: messenger RNA, 1206 nt
Organism: Amphimedon queenslandica
Lineage: Eukaryota; Metazoa; Porifera; Demospongiae; Haplosclerida; Niphatidae
Exons: 6
Molecular function (GO): protein binding
Source: RefSeq, a predicted model, not a curated record